GCAGCGUACACCGCCGGGGACAUCAAUGGUGGAGUACGCGUCCAUUCAGGGAAAGGUCUGAGAGAGACCGCUACUGGGGCUUACAUGGAGAGCUGAAAGUGAAUAUGAGGCACACGUCCUUAAUGAUGUACAUAUCUCCGGUCCUGCUAUUUAUUUUGUAUGUACAUAUCGAAUUUUCUGAAGCUGCACCUCGCAUCAGCCCCAGAGAUGCGUCGCCUAUGUCCAGGAAGCCCGGCUCAGCCUCCGACACCUGGGACACCUUCCACACCGACAUGCCUCCAACUCUACCCGAGAGCAGGGUAGCUCCCGGGCCUCGGAGCGGACUCACGCCGGCGCCUGCCAUUGUUUCAGCCGGCCCGAGCACCACCACUAAAGCUAGCUCUGUUUCUAAAACUGCAACCACCUUCCAGCUCCCGACUACGGACCCGACCACCGCCACCACCUCCACCCCAAAUACUGGAGUCUUUUCAGCCACUAAGGAACAAAAAAUAACAGCCCGGAUCACUGGCAAAAGAUCCACCGAUGCACAAACAUCACUUUUUACUCAGAAAAUGCUGCAGACCAUGGUGUCCAUGGUGUCCCAGCGCACAGCCAACGACCUGGCAGCGGAUAAUAUCGGCACAUCUGUUACCUCAAUAGAGAACAGUCAAGAGGGUCUGUGUAACUGCAGCAGUGGUGCUGAGGGGAUUAUGGAUCCGGAUGAUUGUGAUCAGAGCACCGGUAAGUGUUCGUGUCUGUUGGGCUACACCGGUCUACAGUGUGAGGACUGCGAGGAGGGACACUUCACCAACGGCACCAGCGGCUGCCUGCCCUGCGCCUGUGACUCCUUCGGUGCCGUGAACCACCUCUGUGACAGCUCAGGGAUAUGUGUGUGCAAGACGGGAGUGUAUGGACCAAAGUGUGAUGAAUGCCACCCGGGUUUCUUCCACUUUAGCAGCACCGGCUGCCGGCCCUGCCAGUGUCAGAACCACACCAGCUACUGCCAUCCACAGUCCGGAGUGUGUCUGAACUGUGAGGGCAACACCCAGGGAUCCAACUGUGAGGAGUGUAAGCCCGGCUUCUACCGCAGCCCUGAGACUGCCCUGACCGAGGCCUGUGCACCGUGCCCCUGCUCCAACUCCUCCUCCACCGGCAGCUGUCACACCGAUCCCAGUGGCUCCCCAGUGUGUGACCAGUGCCUUCCACGGUACGGCGGCCCACACUGUGACAAGUGUAGCGCCGGCUUCUACAAAGUGUCUGGGGUUUGUGCUCCGUGUGAGUGCAGCGGGAAUGCAGACCCUCAGGACCCCGCCCUCUGCCACCCUGACACCGGCCACUGCCUCCGCUGCAUCAACAACACCAGCGGGCCCCAGUGCCAGCUUUGUGCGCUGGGCUUCAUCGGGGACGCCCGGGCUCAUAACUGCACCCGUCCAACCUCCCGGCUCCUUCCCACACCAGCAGAAACAACCUCAACAGAGGCCCCCACAUCGACCUCCCCCUCCCCGACCACCACCACCAGCACCACUUUGACCUCGGCCACGGCCAGAGGUGUCCCAGCUUCCACGUCCAGCAACAACACGAGCACUGCACUGAGCACCGCUGCCACCACGCAGGCGCUGCUGACCAGCCUGAGCAGCCCCACCGACAACACCACCGCCGCCCUGACCGAGGUCUCCUGGACGCAGUUUAACAUCAUCAUCCUAGCCGUCAUCAUCCUGGUGGUGCUGCUGCUGCUGGGCUUCGUGGGAGGCGUGUACACGUACAGGGAGUACCAGAACCGCAAGCUCAACGCGCCCUUCUGGACAAUUGAACUGAAAGAGGACAACAUCAGUUUCAGCAGCUACCACGACAGCAUCCCCAACGCUGACGUGUCGGGCUUACUGGAGGACGAGGCCAACGAGGUGGCGCCCAAUGGCCAGCUAGCACUCACCACGCAGGGCAACUGCUACAAGGCUUAGCACGUCAUCCAUCCACAAACUGGACACCUAGAUUUACAGAUAACACAAAGCUGCUGGAAAUCCAAAGCUCCUUCAUGUAUGACUGCUUGUUCCCCUGCUGCUCUGCGCCACGUCACACACAGUGACCACAAGAAGACCUGAUCAAAGAGACGCAGAUGAAACUUUUUCCCUUUUUUGAUAUGAUUUUAUGAGGAAUGGGUGAUCAGUCAAAGUGUCCAAAGAACAAAGUGUUUGGUUUGAGCUGUGCCUGCGCAGGGUACUGUGGUGCACAUAGUUAAGUCAGUAACACGGCGUCAGACAGGUGCAGAGCAUUCAUCGUAUGGCUGAAACUCUGACACUGCUUCGAGAACUUACAGGAGCCUAGCAUUUCAGAUAUUUUUUAAAAAAGGACUUUUGACUGUUUUAAGUUAUAACUGGAUCCCUUGAUCGGUGAUCUCGAUAAACUGAGACAAUGAUUGUUAUUUAAUGAAUUUUUAUUCAGUUCUUAUUUAUUGUUUGACGUUUCAUUCUCGGGAGAAAUGCUGCACAUGUAUGGUGUGUUUUUUUCAUGGUGUUUUAUCUUUCGUGCUGUUGAAUGGUACUUUUAAAUCAGCCAAUAUGUUUUCAUGUAUAGUUUGUGUGUUUUUGGAGAGAAUCCUAGGGGAAGACGAAGGGUGCUGGCACAAGCAUUUGGAAUGACCUCAUCUUUUGUUUAUAGCUUCCUGUCUUUUGUUUAAGUGUGCCAGCGCGCCUGAAGUAUCUAAGAGGAGUGUUUCUUUGAGAGAAACAAUAGGUACCGUUUAUAAACUCGCACCACAUAGCACUACUGCACAGUAGUGACUUCUACUGGACUCUUAUAAAACCGCCACUUGUAAUCUAAUCUUCUCUUUGCUGCCUACCUCAGCAAAAGUUGAUCAAACCAUUUGAAAAAUGUGUCACAUUUAUGUGGAGGUUGGGCGCUGUGACUCACAUGAUAAGACCGUUAAAACAUCAACAGUAUUGUAGUGUUGAUACUGUUGUUAUGGAGUUGAAACCAGCCUGCACACAGUGACAUACCUGACGGUCUUUGUUAUCACCUGCAAUUAAGUUGCAUCAGCUAAAGCAGCUGUAAAAUCGAUAAAAGCUUCACACGUGAUCCCAGACGUGUUUCCUGUGUUGUUUAGGCAACCAUUGGUUGGGUGCACUUCAUUUUACCACGGUGAAUGAGUAAUUAUGGAACUAACUCCUCAGGUACUGGCUCUUUCCCUAAUGUGAUCACUGUAAAUAUGAUUAUUGUACAGAUGACUGUGAAUAGUAGCACUAUUAUUGUACAGGUAGAAUACUGUGUGUACACUGUCACUCAACAAGCUCCCGACCGUUCACUCUGCAGGGUGUGAUGUUGCGGUCAGCCCACAGCUUUUUGUAUUUUUAUUUUUAUUUGGUAUUCUCAAGUGGACUUUGCCAUAUACGCAGCUGCGGGACACAAAUGCACCACCCAAAACAAAGAUACAAAUUAUGUACAUAAUUCCCCCAAAAAUCAGAGCUCAAGUCUCGAAUAAAAAUGGGUUUAACUGUU
Molecule: messenger RNA, 3471 nt
Organism: Plectropomus leopardus (leopard coralgrouper)
Lineage: Eukaryota; Metazoa; Chordata; Actinopteri; Perciformes; Serranidae
Product: multiple epidermal growth factor-like domains protein 9
Biological process (GO): tissue development; animal organ morphogenesis
Source: RefSeq, a predicted model, not a curated record